CCUUUAUAAGGGAGAAGAUCAGCCCGUCAGGGUCCUAAAGUGCCCGUGCUCUUAAGUGGCUUCCUACAAGCAGUUCAGUGAAAGAGAUCAGAGAGUGAAAAGAAAGAUGGUGGGGAAUUCAAGCCUGCUGGCUGCAGUUUCCCUCCUCUCUGCCUUCCAGCAAAGUUAUUUUGCUUUUCGGGUCGGACUAGUAAGAAAAAAACACAAGAUUGCACCCCCAGCCGUCACAGGCCCUCUGGAGUUUGAGAGAAUAUUUCGUGCACAGCAAAACUGUUUGGAGUUUUAUUCUGCAUUCAUCGUAACACUGUGGAUGGCUGGAUGGUACUUCAAUCAAGUUUUUGCAGCCUGUCUAGGUCUCCUGUACAUUUGCGCCCGUCACAAGUAUUUCUGGGGCUAUGCAGAAGCCGCUGAGAAAAGGAAAAUUGGUUUCCGGCUGAGCCUGGGGAUUUUGGCCUUGCUGACUGUCCUUGCUGCCCUGGGAAUAGCAAGCCGAUUCCUGGACGAAUACCUGGACUUUCAUGUUGCCAAGAAACUAAAGAAGUCCUUCUAAGUUUUCCUCUUCUCUUUCAUGCUUGUAGAGGCCGUCACCACUCUGAAAACAAUAUGAUGCCAUGUGUUAAAUAAAACUUUUAAAGCUUU
This is a messenger RNA of Mastomys coucha (southern multimammate mouse), 639 nucleotides long. It is a transcript of the gene Mgst2, whose product is annotated as microsomal glutathione S-transferase 2. Gene Ontology annotation, molecular function: leukotriene-C4 synthase activity; glutathione transferase activity; glutathione peroxidase activity. Gene Ontology annotation, cellular component: membrane; endoplasmic reticulum; nuclear envelope. NCBI's taxonomy places the organism in Eukaryota, Metazoa, Chordata, Mammalia, Rodentia, Muridae. The record is from RefSeq and is a predicted model, not a curated record. Gene Ontology annotation, biological process: leukotriene biosynthetic process. The transcript is spliced from 5 exons. Bases 107 to 550 code for a protein of 147 amino acids.